AUGGAGACCUCAGCUCGGAGGCGAAGAGUCGAGACAAGUAGGAGGAGGACAGGGUGUCAGGCCUGCCGCAACCGUCGGAAAAAGUGUGUUGCCUGCGUCCAGCGCGGGUUGGACUGUAUAUACCAGCGGCCGCUUGUUUUCAAAGGCUUCAACGAGCAGCGAAUCGACUCACCAGAGGACUCGCGUCAUGGCGACACGAAAAGAGGCCCGGAAGGAGGCCGCCUGGUCAGGGAGUCAUCUACCUUCGAUUUGGGAAACACGGUUAUCUACGCCAGUCGCGAGCAGGCCGGAUAUGCUCCUAAGCCACACGAAAACACAUGUGUUUCAUCUCAGUCGGACAAUCUAACAUCGACCAAAGUCUUAAGUCUUUCCCGAGUUAGCGAACCACCAUCCUUAACUUGGGGCAGUAUAUCAAAACCCACAUCUAAGCCCUCUUUACCUUCUCUGGACGAAUAUGUGUCUGGAUUGCAACUUCAUGAAAUCAGAAGACAGUGGAAAGAUGAUACCGUUGGUCCUGGCCCUCGAACCGUGGAGGAUAGUGUUCGACUCAAGCUUUUUCCCCCCAACGACUUUGGAGGCGCGGGAACUGAAGGCGAUAGUGACUCCGGCCACUUCUCGAAUCAAUCCCCUCCACACCCGAUGCAGACCCCUUCAAGUUCGACCAGCCACUCACAGUCGUGGGGGGAGUCACCAAGAUCAGCAAGUGACCGCUCGAGCUCUCAACCUAGAUCUUUCCCCCUGCGCCCCGAGGUGGAGGAAGCCCUUCUCAUGUAUUUCGGGCAGCAAGUCCUCCCAAGGACUCCAGUUGGCGUAACGUUUCCCCAAUGGUUCUAUAAAAAUCGUUGUUUUCGAGCGGCUGUCCUAGCUCUUUCCUCGAGCUUUCUUAAAUUGGACCGGAAUCCGGGCAACAGCCACAAUGUCGCGAAUGCAGCAGUUCAUGCAUAUGGACGCAACGACAAAAUCAACUGGCUGUACUAUGACACGGCAGUCAAGACUCUCAAUGAGCAGCUAGAGAGCCCACACAAAGAGGACCUGGAGCAGCUGGCUGGCGCGGCAUUGCUCCUGGCUUAUCAUGAUAUUGAGGUAGGCACCCCUCUUGGUGUGAGAAAUCAUGCAUGUGGGCUUGACGCACUCGCCUCUCGGAUGGACUUUAGCACCUGCUCAACCCCCGGCCUAUUCAAGGCGUGGAGAAUGCUUCGCUGCGAUCGGAAAUUCUCAAGCCUGGCAACCCGCAAAACCAUAACUGCCGUCGAUGCAUACGACAUGAGCAGUGUUCUUGAUCAACAGAUCGCAAUCCGAGAGGUCCUGAUUGGGCUGUGGAAACUUCAUUCACGAUAUUUCAUGGAAGCGACCUUUUUGUCAAACUCCCAAAUGGACUCUUCACUGCCGCCCUUUUCAUGUGCAAAUAACGAUGAAGAGGAGGGCAGCAUUGUGCCGAGUCCAUCCGAGAGAGUUAGCCAGUGGCUUCAAUUGGUUCUCAACAGAGACUGUGACGUCCACCAGGCUCAGCAGAAAGACUUUUAUUCAGACAGCCUUACCCAACAUGUGAUAAAACAACAAUGUACUUACUUCGCCAAACAGCUAGACCAGUGGUAUGAAGGGGUUGCGGAGUCUGAUCUACCAAGGGUCAAAAUUGGCACCGACUCGGAUUUUGUGACGAGCAGUUCCAUCUCGGAUGUCUUGGUAACAUAUCGGCUUUCAAACGAGAGCAAGGCCCUUGAUCACAUUUUGUACUUGCUGUCUCGGAUGAUUUGCAACUAUCUCCGAUCCGUGUUCAACCCAGGAGCAGUGGCUCCCGUCUCGGAAGCAUGGGCCAAAGUGAUCCUCGGGAUCAUUUGCGGCAUGAACUUCACUCGUCAGAACUUCACGUUGUUCCGUGUUGAUAUGCUACUUCUCAUCACCGCGCUUCUAAGUGAGGGGACUCGAGUUGUGAUGAUCAUUUUAGAGCACGUGAUACCCCAGAUCAAGAGCAUCGACGAGGCAGAUCCAGGAUUCUUUACGUGGGCGUACUUGAAAAGCAUUCUCCAUCUUGUGAUACAGGAGAGGCUUCAAGGAAGGACAAUCCGUCUGAUAAUUGAUGACUCCAUCCAAGACUCGGAGCAGAGGCAUACAGCUGUUAGACAUCGGCUUGUUGCUUUUGGGGACUUUAGUGCGCAAGGCCAGUUUCGGGAUGUGUACAGCGUGGAGUGA
Messenger RNA from Clonostachys solani, 2190 nucleotides. Lineage: Eukaryota; Fungi; Ascomycota; Sordariomycetes; Hypocreales; Bionectriaceae. The record is from the annotation of a GenBank genome assembly.